AUGGCAGGGGGCGCUGUGGUGGGCGCUCUGCGUCCCGGUUUCGACUGUGGAUUUGGGACGGGCUCCGGUGCUGUGCCACGGCGGGUCCUUGGGAGCAUUCUCGAAGUACGAGUCAAGGAACCGCUCAAUCGACUCCUGGGGACGCCCAAUGAAGAGACUUGGCCUGGAAUCCUGUCCAAUGAGGAAUUUCGAGCCUAUAAUUACCCCAAAUAUCGUGCUGAGGCCCUGAUCAACCAUGCUCCUAGGCUGGACAGUGAUGGGGCUGACCUCCUAGGGAAGCUGCUGCAGUUUGAGGGCAGGAAGCGGAUCUCUGCGGACGAGGCCAUGCGGCACCUACUCUUCCACAGUCUGGGAGACCGAGUCCUCAAACUCCCAGACACCACAUCAAUAUUUGCACUAAAGGAGAUUCAGUUACAGAAAGAGACGGGGCUGAGAUCGGCUUCCCUGCCUGAAUCAGUGAACGGACAAAAUGGACGACCGAGCCUGCUGCUUUGAAACCUUCCCAGAUCUGGGUUGGUGGGGCAGAAAAUAAACCAGCUCUCCCACCCUGGGCACACCCCAACUGCCGGCUUUUUUUGUGUCGAACUGUGGAACAAGGACUCGUGCUGGGAAUUUGACAGGGGUGAGGGUGGGGGUCACAGUGCCCUGGAGCCAAGGAUAAGCACCUCCUACCCCUGCCGUCAGAUGGCCGGGAACUGACAACCCUCUGCUGCUGCGAUGGACCCUCCCUCCCUCGCUGUCUCUCACACACAUACAUGCACGGUGUUUCAUUUUAUUUUUUAAGUUUUUAUUUUUUCAAUGCAAUAUGAUAAAUAUUAUAUUUACAAAUAUCUAUGAAGAGAGACACCCCCUUCCCCUUCCUCGCUCUAUCUCUCCAGCUGCGGGGAGCGUACAGUAUUGUCUGCAGGGGAACAAAACCCCACCUCAACCUGAUUGGGCAGAGAGGCGGGGAGAAGAGGUGCAUGGAGGGAAAAGCGGGAGGAGCAUAAGGACCACUGUCUGCCUAGCCGUCUUCUGCACUCUUGUAUAUCUGCAAGCGGAGGUGGGAGAGAGCUACUGUGAUCGUUCGAGCAACGGGUGGAUUCUCACUUGGUUUGAAAUCUCCCCUAUCAUCUACUAUUGGCUUUGGCUGGGGGUCUCCCUGGUAGGCAGGAGUGUUGAAAGCCUAUCUGUUGUGCCAGGUGAACAGGUAUCCUUGGAGGCCUCUUGGAGUCUUUUGGGGAGCAGUAUCCUUUUCUUCCUUUCCGCCAUCCUUCCCUCCCUGGUUUUUCAUCUUUUGUGCUUCGUUUUCCGAGGGCCUAGCAGUGUAGCCUGCUACCCCCUGCUUCCUCUUUGUGCUGUCAUAGAGCCUUUUAGUUAGUUUGCUCUCUCUUAGACCUGUGCCUCGCUUGACCCCUCCACGCAGAGUGUUUCCUGUUGGUCGGUCAUGCCUUUCGCAUGACUUGCUUGCUUACUCAGGGUUUGCCUGUUCUCCUUCAUGGGCCCGCUCCUCCAGGAACUUUUUCUGGGCAAGGCCUGUUGAAGUGGAGCUGUUGGAGCUGCUGUUGACGCAGCUCGCCCAGAAGAAAUUCCCCCUGGGCUGGAUCUCAUUCCUACCCUCCUUCAGUUCCGAAGUCUUUGGCAAUCACUGCUCGUUGCUGGCCCCUUACUUCUUAAAGCCACGGGAUGGUUUUUCCAGUACUCGGGAUCUUUGUCUGCUGUUAAAGCCUUUACAAAGUCCUCGCUUAAUCUCUGCACAGAUGCUUAUCUUACACUGACUCCGGUCCUUGCUCCUUUUUUUCCCCCCUCAGACUUCGCUCUUACUCUCUGCAGUCUGCAACUAUUCUGGACAUUUAACAUAGUGACUCCUCAGUCUUCCUGUAAACUGAGUCCCACCUCUGCCUUGUGUCAAAGGUAACCCCACCACUAUUCUGAGGGUCACUGGCCUCCAUGUUGUUCUCUCACAGGGCCCCCUAAACCAUAUCAAAAAGCUAAGAAUCCUGAGUAAGGGGUUAGUCAACUUCUGGUCUGUCAGAAGAGCCACUCCUCCCCCUCUACUUGGUGAAUCUUUAUUUUAUGGUGUAACUGACAAGCUCUCAACUUCUGCUGCUUUGACACGCAUGGACUGAAAGGUUAUUUGACCCCUGUGGUCAUUACACAAAGACACUUCAUUCUC
This is a messenger RNA of Sphaerodactylus townsendi, 2155 nucleotides long. Its product is annotated as cyclin-dependent kinase 16-like. The coding region runs from base 1 to 495 and encodes 164 amino acids. The record is from RefSeq and is a predicted model, not a curated record. Lineage: Eukaryota; Metazoa; Chordata; Lepidosauria; Squamata; Sphaerodactylidae. The transcript is spliced from 7 exons.